CCCAUGCAGAGAUGGAGUUUGACUCGUACCAACACUACUUCUACGACCACGACGCCCAGGAGGAUUUCCACCGCUCCACAGCACCCAGCGAGGACAUCUGGAAGAAGUUCGAGCUGGUCCCCACGCCCCCCCUCUCCCCCCUGGGUAUCCCCGGGGAGAAAGCCUGCUGCUCGGGGGCGGAGGAGCGCUCCGGCUGGCUCUCCCGCUACUGCCUGGCCGGGGAAGAGCCGGAGUAUCUCAUAGGGACGGGGGAGAUUUUCGGGAACCUGAGCGCUUUCAUCCUCAAGGACUGUAUGUGGAGUGGGUUUUCAGCCCGGGAGAGACUGGAGAAGGCGAUGACAGAGAAACUUUCCACGGGCACGCAGAGGGCCACCCCCCACAAACCCUCCUUCGCCCAGGAUUUUGGGUUCAGCAGCUCGGUGAGCGAGUGCGUGGAUCCUGCUGCCGUCUUCCUUUGCCCGCUAGCCGAGAGCAAGAUCCCCGCGUCCUCGGGAUCCGAGGGCCAAAGCGAUUCUGAAGGCGAGGAGAUUGACGUGGUGACAGUGGAGAAGAGACAGUCACUCAGCCUGAGGAAGCCGGUCACCAUCACACUGCGCGCUGACCAUUUGGACCCCUGUAUGAAGCGCUUCCACAUCUCCGUCCACCAGCAGCAGCACAACUAUGCUGCCCGCUCGCCACCGGAUGCCUGUCCCCUGCCAGAGCCACCCCAGCAGGAGAAGGACGAGCCACUGAGCGCUGCAGAGCCAGCCCCUGCCAUCACGCUGCCAGAGCCCGGCUUGCCAAAAGCUGGCAGCAGCCCCAGCUCUGACAGCGAGGAUGUGGCCAAGAGGAAAAACCACAACUAUCUGGAACGCAAGCGGCGCAACGAUCUGCGUUCACGCUUCCUGGCCCUGCGGGACCAGGUGCCUGGGCUUGCCAGCUGCCCCAAGACACCCAAAGUGGUGAUCCUGAGCAAAUCCUCCGAGUACCUGCAGUCGCUCAUCAGUGCUGAGAGGAGGAUGGCAGCCGAGAAGCGGCAGCUGCGGCUGCGGCAGACCCAACUGCUCAAACGGAUUGCUCACCUCAAGGGACACUAGCACCCAACGUGCCCCCCAUCCUGGUCACCACGACCCCCUGGCUCCCUCUCAAUUUGCACAUUUUUUAAUUUUUUUUUGGUUGUUUGUUGAACUGUUGGCCCCAGGGGACUGGAGCAUGUGGUGGUGGCUGCAGGAAUGGAGCCACAGUGGGGGGCCUCUCCGUGGCAUUGCCUGCCUGGGGCUGGCUUCUUGGCACCGGGUAUUGCACGAUUUCCCUUGUCCGCCCCCCCCCGUGAAGCUUUUUUGAGUGACUGCUUCGAGUCGUGAGCUCAACUCCAUUCCCCCUCCCCGACAGCCCCUGUGCCCCUCUCUGCUGUUUGCCACCGACAGCAUCGCUGAGAGCUGCCCCUCGGUGUCCACCUCACCCUAAAAAUCCCAAACAACCAUGGUCUGCUUUGGCUCAGGGCAGCAGGCAGAGGCAGAUAAGGAGAGCCCAGCAUGGGGCUCGUCUCUGGAUGGAUCUCCAUGGAGAUGGUGACGGCAGGAUAUCUCUCUCACCAGGGUUAACAGCACCCCGUGGGCGAUCCCCUUGCUCGGUUGGGCUGUACCUCACUUUCUUACCACUUCAUGCAGUAGCUUGUCUUGGAUUUCAUGUUCUAGAAACUGCUGCUGUAACUGCAAGUCUUAUACUGGAGGCUGUGUUUUUUAUAUUGUAUUUUUGUACCACUUUUUGAGAAGUAUUGGUAAAGAGUUUGCUUUUUUUUAUAUAUAUAUAUAUAUAAACUUUUUUUGGAGGGAGGGUUCCUGCUGCAGGGGAGGGCUCAGUCCUGCUGCACUUUAGGGAGAUCAGGAAGGGGCUGGCUCCUGCCGGACCCUUGAGCUGAGUCCUCGUGGAGGCCAGUCCCCCCCUUGCAGCUCUCCAAACCACCCAUUUGCAAUAACAGGGGAUUUUUUCCCCUUUCCCACCCUUGUGAGCAUCCCUGUGACCCCCUUUCCCACCCUUGUGAGCACCCCCUCACCAGCAGCCGCUUAAAAUCCCCAGUGAAGCUUUGGGCUUUGCAGGGAGCCUGGCUGGAGGCAGCAGGUUGGGUGCACGGGGCGGGGGGGGGGUGCGCUGUGCUGCCUUUGAGGCUUCCUCCUGCCUGUGCUAUCCUGCUGCCCAACCUGUGGUAGGGUACGUGGGUGGCAGAGUCCCCUGUCCCCUCCCAGGUGUGCUGGCAGUGGUGGCCCUGCAGGAUGGCACCCUCGAGGUCCCUGCUGACCUGCUGAGAACUGUUAGAGUUAACACUGUGGUUGGAUUUAGCACUUUCUUCAUUACCUCACACUUCAUAAAUAAAUAC
Molecule: messenger RNA, 2356 nt
Organism: Grus americana (Whooping crane)
Lineage: Eukaryota; Metazoa; Chordata; Aves; Gruiformes; Gruidae
Gene: MYCL
Product: MYCL proto-oncogene, bHLH transcription factor
Exons: 2
Coding region: 12-1076 (354 amino acids)
Biological process (GO): regulation of transcription by RNA polymerase II
Molecular function (GO): protein dimerization activity; DNA-binding transcription factor activity, RNA polymerase II-specific; RNA polymerase II cis-regulatory region sequence-specific DNA binding
Source: RefSeq, a predicted model, not a curated record